GGAUACACGUGCGUUACAGAGAGCUAUGAUCCCCUCUUCAUGCACCUUGACCUGUCCUUUGGUACCCAUACCGGCAGCUGUGGCCACAUCAUGCACUCUCACUGCUGGCAGAGAUACUUUGAGACACUCCAGAGUCAGGAUGCGCAGUGGCUGCAUGAGCAAACCAGUUACGAUGUAGAGAAUGGGGAGUACUUGUGUCCACUCUGUAAGUGUCGCAGUAACACUGUCAUUCCUCUCCUGCCCCUCACUGAGACCACCUGCAGGUACUCGCAUACAAACUUGUGCUUGUGAUUAUUCUAAGUGGAGUUGCUCUGAAUCCGGACCGCUUAAUAUUUUAACCAUUGCAUUGGCGAAUUAGUUGUAGUGGUUCUGUAACCAAUGCAAACUUGCCUAU
Molecule: messenger RNA, 394 nt
Organism: Ictalurus furcatus (blue catfish)
Lineage: Eukaryota; Metazoa; Chordata; Actinopteri; Siluriformes; Ictaluridae
Product: E3 ubiquitin-protein ligase UBR2-like
Exons: 2
Coding region: 40-291 (83 amino acids)
Biological process (GO): ubiquitin-dependent protein catabolic process via the N-end rule pathway
Cellular component (GO): ubiquitin ligase complex; cytoplasm
Molecular function (GO): ubiquitin protein ligase activity
Source: RefSeq, a predicted model, not a curated record